Messenger RNA from Chlorocebus sabaeus (green monkey), 1870 nucleotides. RefSeq names its product CIMAP1 family member D (gene CIMAP1D). The record is from RefSeq and is a predicted model, not a curated record. Gene Ontology annotation, cellular component: cytoskeleton; cytoplasmic microtubule. Lineage: Eukaryota; Metazoa; Chordata; Mammalia; Primates; Cercopithecidae.
UGUGGUCGUGGGAGGGUGUGGUGAGGCCGUGAAGGUGGGGACGGUGCCUAGGCCUGUGGCCGCCAGAGCUGCUGAGGCUCAGGAAGUAGCACCAGGCCCCGUGGGUGCUGCCGGGGCCAUCGUCUGCCCACCAUGGGGACCCUCAGCUGCGACCCCGCCCCACGGUUGGCCACAGCCCCCCUUGGCCGGCGAGUGACGGAGGGCAUGAUUCCGGAGACCGGCCUGAGGAAGUCCUGUGGGACGGCCACCCUGGAGAACGGCUCAGGGCCAGGCUUGUACGUCCUGCCGUCCACCGUGGGCUUCAUCAACCACGACUGCACCAGGGUGGCCAGUCCCGCCUACUCACUCGUCCGGAGGCCCAGUGAGGCACCACCUCAGGACACCAGCCCGGGCCCCAUCUACUUCUUGGACCCCAAAGUCACACGCUUUGGCCGCAGCUGCACCCCUGCCUACUCCAUGCAGGGCCGGGCCAAGUCUCGGGGUCUGGAGGUGACACCGGGCCCUGGGGCCUACAGCCCAGAGAAGGUGCCCCCUGUGCGCCAUCGGACACCGCCAGCUUUCACCCUGGGCUGCCGCCUGCCUCCUAAGCCCCUGGACACCUCAGCCCCUGCCCCAAAUACCUACACCAUGCCCGCUCUGUGGGGCUCACAGAUCUUCACCAAGCCCAGAAGCCCCAGCUACACGGCAGCGGGCCGCACACCCCCUGUCCGCCCCCCGCAGGAUCCUGCCGAGAUACCAGGCCCGGGCCAGUACGACAGCCCGGACGCCAACACCUACCGCCAGCGCCUGCCCGCCUUCACCAUGCUGGGGCGGCCCCGGGCCCCGCGCCCCCUGGAGGAGACCCCCGGCCCAGGCGCCCACUGCCCAGAGCAGGUCACUGUGAACAGAGCCAGGGCUCCAGCGUUCUCCAUGGGCAUCCGCCACUCCAAACGGGCCAGCACCAUGGCCGCCGCCACGCCCUCCAGGCCUUCGGGGCACAGGCUGCCGGGCCGCAGCUGCUAGGCCAGGCUUGUUCCCCACACGGUGAACGGGGGCAUGGGCUGGCCUCUCCUGGGGCCUGGCUUUUGUUGGAGGGGCUAGGAGAAGCCGAGAGGGACUGGGAAAGGAGUGUUCCCUCCCCUUUCCUGAACUGUCCGGAUCCUUCUAGGACACCUGAUCCUUCCAGUCUCUGGGGGCUAUGACCCGUGGCCCUCUGCGGGGUGCAGGGUGAGUCUCCUUCCAGUGCCCCAGUUUCUUCCAGUUUCUUCCAGGUCACACCAGGCCAGGCCAGGCCAGGUGGGGAAAGGGACACCUUCCGGCCCUCCCCAGUAGCUGGCUGGAGACGGAGCUUCCUGUGUCCUAGAACUCGGCGUCCAGCCCCACCAGGGCCUGGGUCCUCAUCACAGCUUGGGUUUCUGCCACAUUCACACUCUUCCUUGUCUCAUGGAAAUGUGGCCACCAGCCCCGGUCCCAGCCCAAGCUCAGGCUGGAGGCAGCCCUGAGGCCUGUGCGUUUCCCACUCCACCUUCUACAGUUGCUUAGCCAAUAAACCUCUCCCGGGCCGCAAAGCUGUCAGCAUCACACCGGCUGGCUCAUUUAAUGUGUCUAUUGACGUCACAGAAAGGAGACACGAAUGCUGCCCUCCAGAGCCAGACCCAUAGCCCUCCGGUGCCCAGGGGGUCUGAGAGACCAGAAGAGAGACCCAGGGCGAGGGGAGGCUGGAGGUGGAGCCAAGCUUUUGAGCAGGGAGCCAGAUAGGCUUCCUGGAAGAGGGAAUAUUAAAGCGGGGUUUUGAAGGAUGUAUGGGAGCUCGAUGUAUUCUAAUAUCUGCCAUUGGUAGCUGCUUGCCAUGUUUUGGAUAUUAAUAAAGAUCAUCUAUGCUUCAUAGCAA